AUGGAGGCUACUCCAGAUUUUACGUACGAAAUCGAAAACAAUCCUGAACCUCAAGAAAUUGGCACAAUCGUUAUCUACACUACUUUCCUCAGUCAAGUCAACAUGGACCCAAUACUAACCCGGUCUAGAUUCUCAUGUUCGUUACCUACCACAGAAUUCAUUGAAGACAACGCAUCUCCUAGAAAAGAAGAACUCUAUUCCUUCUUGAAAGAAUCAGGAGUCGAUGAAGACGAUACGAUCAAGCUAAUAGAAAAACUCAUUGAACUUGCAUUAAGUGUAACUUCCUCGGUUGAAUAUCGUCCACAUUACGCCUUGUCAAUAUGGCUAACCCUUAGCAUUGGGGUAGUUCCUUCGAGUCAAGAAUUAGUCCUCGAUGACUCUCAAUUCGAAGAGGCAAUUCGAGCCUCACUCGAUGAUUAUGAGAGGAAUAUCGGGUUUAGACCUGCAAGCAAGUUAGGAGUAGGGUCAUUAAGUAGGAGAAGAUACAAGAGAAAACCAAAAACCAGUUUAGUUUCUAACUGCAAGACGAAAGGAAAAACCAGCUCAAUUACUAACCAUUGCACAAUUUGUUUAGAGGAGUUUAAAAACGGGCGAAAAGUCGUUACUUUACCUUGUGGUCACGAGUUUGACAACAAGUGUAUUGUGAAGUGGUUUAAGGUUAGCCAUGUUUGUCCAUUGUGUCGGUUCGAGUUACCAUCUGAAGAUGAUUUUUCUCAAACAACCACAAUAUUCUAA
Thlaspi arvense is the source of this 735-nucleotide messenger RNA. The record is from the annotation of a GenBank genome assembly. NCBI's taxonomy places the organism in Eukaryota, Viridiplantae, Streptophyta, Magnoliopsida, Brassicales, Brassicaceae.